AUGGAGAUCGGCACCGAGAUCAGUCGCAAGAUCCGGAGUGCCAUUAAGGGGAAACUGCAAGAACUGGGAGCUUACGUGGAUGAAGAACUUCCUGAUUACAUUAUGGUGAUGGUGGCCAACAAGAAAAGUCAGGACCAAAUGACAGAGGACCUCUCCCUGUUCCUAGGGAACAACACAAUUCGAUUCACCGUAUGGCUUCAUGGUGUUUUAGAUAAACUUCGCUCUGUCACAACUGAGCCCUCUAGCCUAAAGUCAUCCGAUACCAGUAUCUUUGAUAGUAGUGUGCAGUUAAACAAGGGCAGCUUCACUGGACGUUUGUGUGAACCUGAGGUGCUUAACAGCUUAGAGAAGACUUACAGUCCCUUCUUUAGAAGCAGCUCAGAAAAAAUGAGCAUUGAGGAAGAAAAUUUUCGAAAGAGAAAGUUGCCUGUGGUAAGUUCAGUUAUUAAAGUUAAAAAAUUCAACCGUGAUGGAGAAGAGGAGGAGGAAGAUGAGGACUAUGGCUCCCGAACAGGCAGUGUCUCCAGCAGUGUGUCAGUGCCAGCAAAGCCUGAAAGGAGACCUUCACUUCCACCUUCUAAACAAGCUAAUAAGAAUUUAAUUUUGAAGGCUAUAUCUGAAGCUCAGGAAUCUGUAACAAAAACAACAAACUAUUCCACAGUUCCCCAGAAACAGACACUUCCAGUUGCCCCUCGAACUCGAACCUCUCAGGAAGAAUUGCUUGCAGAAGUGGUCCAGGGGCAAAGCAGGAGCCCCAGGAUAAGUACUCCUAUUAAAGAAGAUGAAACAAAAGGAGACACCUUAGAGAAAAGUCAAGGACCUCAGCAAAGGCAAUUGCUUUAUCGUCUACAGAUUGACCCAGUAAUGGCAGAAACUCUGCAGAUGAGUCAAGAUUACUAUGACAUGGAAUCCAUGGUCCAUGCAGACACAAGAUCAUUUAUUCUGAAGAAGCCAAAGCUGUCUGAGGAGAUAGUAGUGGCACCAAACCACGAGUCGGGAAUGAAGACUGCAGAUACCCUGCGGGUACUAUCAGGACACCUUGUGCAGACCAGAGAUCUUGUACAACCAGAUAAACCUGCAAGUCCCAAGUUUAUAGUGACGCUGGAUGGUGUCCCCAGCCCCCCAGGAUACAUGUCAGAUCAAGAGGAAGACAUGUGCUUUGAAGGAAUGAAACCAGUAAACCAAACUGCAGCCUCAAGCAAGGGACUCAGAGGUCUCCUCCACCCACAGCAGUGGCAGUUGACGAGCAGGCAGCUUGAGGACCCAAAUGGUAGUUUUUCCAACGUUGAGAUAAGUGAAUUGACUGUGGCACAGAAACCAGAGAAACUUCUUGAGCGCUGCAAGUACUGGCCUGCGUGUAAAAAUGGGGACGAGUGCGCUUACCAUCACCCUGUGUCACCUUGCAAAGCCUUUCCCAAUUGUAAAUUUGCUGAAAAAUGUUUGUUUGUUCAUCCAAAUUGUAAAUAUGAUGCAAAAUGUACUAAGCCAGAUUGCCCCUUCACUCAUUUGAGUAGAAGAAUCCCGGUACUUCCUCCAAAACCAGUUACACCAGCAGCAUCGCCUUCUAAUACUCAGCUCUGCCGCUACUUCCCUGCUUGUAAGAAAAUGGAAUGUCCCUUCUAUCAUCCAAAACACUGCAGGUUUAAUACUCAGUGUACAAGACCUGACUGUGCAUUUUACCAUCCCACCAUUACUGUCCCACCACGACAUGCCUUGAAAUGG
Elephantulus edwardii (Cape elephant shrew) is the source of this 1722-nucleotide messenger RNA. RefSeq names its product zinc finger CCCH-type containing 14 (gene ZC3H14). Lineage: Eukaryota; Metazoa; Chordata; Mammalia; Macroscelidea; Macroscelididae. The transcript is spliced from 16 exons. Gene Ontology annotation, cellular component: cytoplasm; nucleus. The record is from RefSeq and is a predicted model, not a curated record. The annotation marks the transcript as partial. Gene Ontology annotation, biological process: regulation of mRNA stability. Gene Ontology annotation, molecular function: poly(A) binding; metal ion binding.